Molecule: messenger RNA, 942 nt
Organism: Sphenostylis stenocarpa
Lineage: Eukaryota; Viridiplantae; Streptophyta; Magnoliopsida; Fabales; Fabaceae
Source: the annotation of a GenBank genome assembly
AUGGUUGGUGUUUUCCGGCGCUCGCUCUCUUUCCCAAACAAAAAUCCGAACCGUCCAUCACAAAAACCACACAUAUCCCACCACAUCAGGUCCAUCAGUCUUCCCUGCAGAUCUCACCCUCUGAUCUCCGAGAUCAAGGACGAGAUCAGCGACCUCACCAAGUGGGCCUCCACUUCCAAGGCCCAACAACAAACUUCCACGACCCUCUCCCAAGGCUUGACCCUCCUCAAGGACACCCACGAGACCCUUCAAGACAUCCUCAACCUCCCUCAGACUCUAGAAUCCCUCCGAAGCCACCCUCUUUGGCUCGAGAACCUUCUAGAAGAUUUCCUCCGCUUCGUCGACGCCUACGGAAUGUUCCAAACAUCCGUCAUGGCUCUCAAGGAAGAGCACUCCUCUGCUCAGAUGGCCAUAAGAAAACGCGACGACUCCAAGGUUGUAGCCUACCUAAAAGCUAAGAAUAAGAUAUCAAAAGAAAUAGAAAAACUCGUGUCUGUUCUCCGAUGUGUCAGCGUUGCCCAACACCAACAACAUUGCUCGCUGCAGGCUCCAACGUCCGUUGUGGACGCUGAACUGAGACACGUCGUCGCCGAUGUUAUGUCCGUGACGGUUUCCGCUUCCGUUGCGCUGUUUAACGGGAUGGCAGUGUCGUUCGCGUCACGAAGGUUGUCGUGGGCGCAAAUGGUGAAGUUGUCGAGAAAGGGUGGGAGGCUGAACAAGGACCGUGACGGCAUUGAAGAGCUUCGGGAACGGGAUGUAGUUGAAAUGGAAAAUCUUCGGAAUCUGAAGAAGAAGGGUGAUGAAGAGGUGAGGUUGGUUCUGAAGAAAAUGCGAGAUUUGGAGGAAUGUCUCUGCUCCAUUGAAAGUGUUACGGAGAAAGUGUUGAGGGCUUUGAUAAACUCUCGGGUGGCACUGCUCAACAUUCUUACUCUUACACAGUAG